This is a messenger RNA of Anopheles darlingi, 1858 nucleotides long. RefSeq names its product estradiol 17-beta-dehydrogenase 11-like. Gene Ontology annotation, cellular component: lipid droplet. The transcript is spliced from 6 exons. Gene Ontology annotation, molecular function: oxidoreductase activity, acting on the CH-OH group of donors, NAD or NADP as acceptor. Lineage: Eukaryota; Metazoa; Arthropoda; Insecta; Diptera; Culicidae. The coding region runs from base 709 to 1623 and encodes 304 amino acids. The record is from RefSeq and is a predicted model, not a curated record.
AAACUCGAGUUCGCGAUAAAAGAGAAUUUGUUAACUUUUUUGAACAAUUUUCGUAAAUUUCGUGAUAAAAAUAAAGGUGUAAGAACAAAUUGAACUCAUCUGCAACUCUUGCCGUCAUUAUCGUUGGAAAAAAAGGCCUUCCCGGCCGUACAAACCGUGCAAACUGCAGCCAGAACCCCAAAAAGACCGGGCUGAGACCGCUAAAAAAGGGUUCUAAAUCUUUUACAACACUUCUAGAACCAACUCACUAUCAACCCAAUGUAAUGCAGAAAUCUGCGGCCGAGAUCCGGGUGUCUCGAAAGGAAACCCGAGGAAACAGCUAUAACGGCAAGAUCUCUUUCAAUUAAGAUUACGGAUAGCCUACCAUAGCAGAGGGCUAUAUCCUCAGAGUAGUUUGCCCAGGAAGCUAGCCGUCCUGGGGUAAAUCCUCACUGAAGAAAAAACAGCAAUCUUGAUCCAAUAGUCGGAAAUCUCCUCGGUAAUCCUGUGCGAUAAAAAGGAUGUAUAAUCGAUCGGUUAGACGAUGGAACGUAAGUGAAGGCGUAGCACUUCUCUUUGAGUGACCUCUUAUCAGCUGUGUGUAUUUAAGUGUGUGUGUGUGUAUCGCCAGCGUACCAAGAUUCCUCCGAGGAGCAAAGUCCUUCAGCAGCAGCAGCAGCCCACCGUCAAUUGCCUGCUUGGCUCGAUUGUCAUCGGAAACCGGUCAGAAUGAUCUUACGAUUAUACGCCUCAUUGAUCUUCUGCUGGGACAUACUGAUCAUUCUGGUGCAGCUCUUCCUCACUCUGCUAAAGUCACUGUUCCAUCUUGUACGGCCACCGAAAGCGAAAAGUCUGACCGGCGAGGUGGCGGCGGUGAUUGGCAGUGGACGUGGUGUUGGCUAUGAUCUCGCUCUUCAACUGGCAGCACUCGGCGUGAAGGUGGCUUGUAUCGACAUCAACACGACGGACAAUGAUCUGCUGGUGCGAAAGAUCCAGGCCGCUGGCGGUACGGCUUGUGCGAUCGAGUGUGAUGUCACGGAUAAAGCUGCCGUCGGCAAAAUGGUGGCCACUGUCGAGCGUAAUUUUGGCACGAUUAGUAUGUUGUUGCACUGUUGCAACGUGCCGAGUGCCCGAAGUCUCGUGACCGAACCACCGCCAAUCGAGUUUACGUUGAACCUGGGUGUUAUUUCCCACUUUUUGCUUCUAGAAGCAGUUCUACCAAAGAUGAAGAAAGUAUCACACGGCCAUAUCGUGUUCCUUACCUCGGUGGCUGGUGUCAGCGGGCUGAAGCAUCAGAUGCCAUUGGCCGUGUCACAGUUUGCCGUGCAGGGCCUGUACGAGUCAACGCUCGAGGAGUUGCGCAUCGAAAAGCGCCUACACACGAUCCACACGACCCUGGUGCACAUAUAUCCGUUCAUCAUUACCGAUCACUGCUUGAAUGAUAUUCGGUUGCGCAUCUCGUCCGCCUUCGGACGCAUCAAAUCCGACGAUGCAGCCCAGCGAAUCAUCGCCGGCGUACGGCGAAAUGACCUCGAAAUCAGCAUUCCGGGCUAUCUGUUGUUUCUAAGCCAUCUGCUACGGUUAUUGCCCCGCCGUGCCACGUUGCUAUUGCGCGAGUUGAUUGACACCGGGUUAGAUCUUUGAGGGAGCGAGCGAGAGCAUAAGUAGUCACCAAAAACGCCAAAUUUCGAAUGUAACGAUGCCCGGAAGCACUACGAUGGACGUUGCUUCUUUGUUUGUAUUAUGUUUGCCUCUUCUAUUUUCCUUCCUGAAAAUCCUCAGAAAUACGAUGAAUUUUCCGCGAUUGGCGGACAGCCGGAUGGUUGAUUCUUUUGUAUAUUGAGCAAAAGACUAAAUAUAAUUUAACUAACUUUCAUCA